Vicia villosa (hairy vetch) is the source of this 1497-nucleotide messenger RNA. RefSeq lists its product as uncharacterized. Bases 1 to 1497 code for a protein of 498 amino acids. The record is from RefSeq and is a predicted model, not a curated record. The transcript is spliced from 11 exons. Lineage: Eukaryota; Viridiplantae; Streptophyta; Magnoliopsida; Fabales; Fabaceae.
AUGGCAGCGAAAAUGUCAAGACCCCCCAUUUUUAUUCAAGAUUUGGUGAAGGGAAAUCAGGUCUGGAAAAUGCACAUUAGGGUGGUUGAUUUGUGGGUUGUUAGUGAGAAAAAUGGGAAACAACACCUUGAGGCAGUUAUUGUGGAUGAAAAGGGUGACAAGAUUCAUGUCACCACUUGGGGGAGAGACUUCCAAGAUUGGAUUGAAGUGGUCAAGGAGCAUGAAACGUAUUACCUUUAUAAUGGAGAGCCAGUUGACAAUGAUGGCCCUUUCAAAAUUUACCGGAAAUACCAUCUCACAGCUACACUUUUCACCCUAUUGAGAGAUUUCUCAAAGGAGACUUCAAGCAUGACAUGCUAUGUCAUUGGUGUAUUACAAGAUGUUGUGAAAACCCAGCAAGGAGGUGGCGGUAGGAAAUCUUGCGUCAAUAUCACUUUGCGUGAUGUAGAAGGCAAUGUGAUUGAACUGGUGUUAUGGGAGGAUUACGCCAAACAGUUUGUAACCUACACUACCCCUAACAACUUUGCCGGUCCUACUAUAAUUGUUUUGACACAUUCAUGGUGCAAGACUAAUGCAGUUUCCGGUUUACCAUGUCUUUCGAACGCAUGGAGCGGUUCUAAACUUUACAUCAACUUGGAACAUCCACAAGUUGAUGAAUUCAAAGCUAGUUUUGGAUCCAACCUCCCUGUUGCUUCACAAUCUCUCACUUGCGAUUCAUCUGGUCAUUCUAACAACAAUUUUUGGACCAAAUUGUCUGAGGUCAAGAGUAUCCGCGCAGUGUCUGACUUUGGAAGGGACUGCUUUGCAACCACCAUUGGAACUACCACCUUUUUUAAUGCCUCCAGGUUUGGAUGGUAUUUUGAAUCAAGCGGAAAAACGGAUGCUGAACGCGUUACUAAGUUCAAACUUGAAGUUGAGGUGCAGUACGACAACCACACGGGGGUCUUUGUUUUUUGGGAUAAGGAUGUUAUUCCUUAUACUAAUCACACUGCUACCGAAUUAAGAGAAAUCAUGAAGAAGGCUGGAGAGGACAAUCCUAAGAUUUGGCCUACUCACCUUGAUGCCCUGUUGAAUAGACAAAUGGUGUUUCGUAUCAAAUAUCAAUCACAAUUCCGGCGAUUCUCUAUUGUGAAGAUACUGAACGAAGAGGGCCUUUACAAUAAGUUUGACGCGUACCUCGCAGCGAAUGAGGUAAAACCUGCUGCUGAUUUGGAAAUGGACACAACUUCGCCAUCUCUUAAUCCAAACCAAGACACACAAACUUGCGAACAAUCAAGCGUUGCUCAACCAGAAUCUGCUGCUGACCAUAAGGGGAGUCCAGAAUCUGCUGCUGACCAUAAGGGGAGUCCUUCCGCAAGCUGCAGUAGUACUCCUGCCAAGAGGGUCGCUACAUCAACCUCGAUCAAUGAUCUCAUUCAGGCCGAUGAGCUCACUCCUAAACAAUCGGCCACUAAGUCCAAGAAUGGAAAAAAGACAAAGCACCUCAAAAAGGACUAA